CCCUAUCUAGCGCGCUCACGUGGAUCGGAGGAGGAGGCGUUUCGGGUUCAUGUGGCGCUCAUCUCAAUCGUACGCAACUAGAGCGAGAUCUUUCAUAGAAGAACAAGAAGAAGAAGAAGAAGAGGAGGGGAGUGAGGAUUAACGGGUCAUCGACGCCGCUCGGAUCAAGCUAGACUGAACUCUGUCCCGCCCGGACACGACAGGUAGAGCAGCAGGCUGCUUAGUGAGGGCGCUGUCUUUAGGGCUCUCACAUACAAUAAGGACCACCUGCCCCAGGGACCGACUAGACUCUAUCGGAGACUAGGAGGUCAGUCUUGGGGGUCAGGCGCAGGUUGGAAGACGCAGCGUUCAUCAACCGACAUCAACCGACAUGAACCCCAACCAAUCUCCUUUCAAUGCUCAUCCAUCGCUGUCCUCCUCAGCUGGUCCUUCACGCUUUACACAGGCCGACUUGCAACAUCCGCAUGGGGAUGCCGACUUGCAGUCCCAUGUUUCAGGGGCGUCGUCAUCAUCAUCUUCUCAUGGAUACUAUGUCAACCCCAUGGCUUCCGGCAGCGCUGAAUCUCUCGAUACUCUGUACACCAUCACACAGAGCACCUAUGGGGCUCCAGUCCCUCCAGCCAGGACAUCGUCCUUGGCGAUGAGAGGGAAGCAGAGUCAAUCCUCGAUGGACGCGGGAAACUUGCCAAGUGUUCAGGUGACACACCCAACCCCAACAAAGUCGCGACGUCUGAGGAGAAGGACAGCGACAGCUGUUGGGCUGGAAUCAGAGAUCGAGACUUUGGAGGCACAGGCUGCUGCGUGGUCUGAAGAUUCUCCAACGAGGCGAAGCGGCGCCCAAAUAGAUACGAGCGCGGUGGGUCAGCAGCGUCCAAGCUCGAGCGGACCAGGAUAUGGCGGUGAGGGCAUGAAUCUGGCCAGUAUGAACCCCCAUGAGAGAGGGCGGAUACGACCCGAUGACGAUGACGGGGAGGAAGACGAAGAUGAAGACGAGGGUCCAAGUGAGACGGACCGUCGAAAGGCUGUGGAGGAAGCACGCAGAGUACGAGCGAGAGAAAAGGGCAGGGAGAGACAGAGGAGGAAGAGGGAGAGAGACAAGAAGGCUAAAGAGACGGCUCGAUUGACCGGAACUUCUGUCCCACCAACAGGACCUCCCGCUACUGCUCUCAUGACGGCCACUCGACUGCCUAUCCACGCGCGCAAUGCCAAAGUCGCAAUGCCUACCACUCCCAUCGGCCAGUCACCAAACGUCGCUCAACCUUAUCCCUUCUCCAUGUCUGUACCUUCCUCAUCAUCGUCAUCAUACUCCCCCCUACCUCAAGCCCCUGGAGGAUUCUACAGUGGUCUGUCACCAAGUACCACGACUUCUUUCGCAUCCAUGUCCAUGUCUGGACAGUCGUCACCGAACACAUUGUUUUCACCCUCAGCUUCCACGCCUAGUAUGGGCCAGCAGGAGGCCGGCGGAUCAUCGACCAACUGGCCGCCUCAUGAUGGGGUCCUGGUCAUGGAUACGGAAAACAGGAGCAAGCAACAAAUCGGUAAAACAGAUCGGACAUCCAGCCAGGGUCCGCAAUCCAAUCAGAAUCCGGCAGCCGUAGUCUCGUUACAGAGCAUGUCACACAAACCAUCCAAGAGGCGCAAAUCCGAACCCGAACCGGAAGAGUAUCGAGAUCUGAAAGCGCUCCCAGCUGGUCAAGUGGGUCUAGGAGUACUCAUCGACGAAUCCUCAUGGCAGGGAUCCGCUUCGACGUCUGGUCUGGCCGCUCCAACGACGAACAGGCCAAGAUAUCGCAGGACUCAUUCUGAGGGAGCUACGAAACCUUUGUCUGCUCUUGCCACGGACCCUGUCCCCAGGACCAAAUCCUCGACACCUCCGCCUCUUUCUGCCCUAGGCUCUGGUUAUUUUUCUCCUGGGGAGCCUACUCAGGCUGGUGCUUUCUUCGCGACCACCGUCACGGUAGCCUUGUCCUUGUCCGGUCUAGGAGCGACGCUUGAAGCACGACUGGGACUGGACGAGGCUGGUCUUCAGGAGAUCAAAGACGACUUGGCAGGAGUCUUUGAUCGCUGGCGGAUAUCAAAAGGCCUUAGAGCAGUAUCACUCAGUGGACCUUCGGGAAGUGCUCAGAUGGAAUCGAGUGGCUCGACCAUGACUGCCGUGACGGCCCUGGGCGUCGAUGAUCUAGAGAUGAGAGACGAUUCCGUGAUCAACACGAACACCGGCUCCAUUAAUAUCGCCGAAUCGCCGAUCAGGCCUCACACGGCCCAUGUGGACAGCUCAUUCUUCACACCUGCGCCGAUGCGCACAACACGUACAGAGAUCAAUGUGCCACAGACCAUGCCAAAUUUCGCAGUCCCUCAGAUGAGCAAUUCGCAGUAUCUCCAGCCUCACGAGUCUCCGUUGGCCCAGCAGCGUAGUACAAGCUCUCAUGGGAGUCAAUCGAGUCAACAUGUUCGGACGAGAUCACUUUCAUCAGCCUCCAUGGCGGCUCGGGGACUCAUCAUCAGCUCUGCGGCGGCUCAAACUCCUCCCAGACCCCCGGCAAUGCUUGGUCAACCUCCUCUCAGAUGGACCAGGAAUCCUGGACUACAAGACAUUGUUAUACAUGGUCAUGGAUCGGGAUCUGAAGGUCCCAGCACAAGUCCGACACUCCAGACACCGUCCACGGGGGAAGGGUCCUUCCCAUCUGCCGAGUCGAUAGGCAUGGUGGCUGCCAUGAACUACCAGGCUCAGGGACAGGCUCCAUCCGGGGAUGGCCCUAUGCUACACGCUCAAAGGUUGCCGGAAUCGUGGCAGAUCACAGGUGACCCUCAUCGUGCACGAACCUUUAUGACGCAUCAAGAAGGCAUGGAUCAGACGGUGAAUCUCCCCCGUACCGGUAUGGAUCUCGGUAUGCUUCCUGGACAAGUCGACAUGGGCUCAUCUCAUAGUACUGAUCUGCAUGUCGAGAUGAUCCGUGGCGGUGGUGGCAGUGAAGGUAGCUCGACGACCGACACCAGCACCACUGGCGCUGAUUGGGGAUCUAAGACAUCAGGACCUCUCGACAGUCCAUUGACCAUUGCGUCAAUGAGCAGGUCAGGAUCAUCUCACAUGGCCGCCCCGGUCCCGUUGUCCAGCAUGCCGAGGAUGUAUCAGUCGCAGCAACACGGCCCUUCCUCUCAACCUCGCCAACCUGAUUACUCUCAAAGGCACUCGCCGACUCCAUUUGCCUAUCAUCCACCUCCCGGACCUUCUUUCGUGCCUCUGUCUGAACCCAUCAUGGAUCCGUCGUAUAGCACGCCCCAAUCUCAACGCACAAUUAGGCAGGCCGUGCCUUUCACUCCGCCCACACCAGUCACGAUUCGAAGCCAAGCGCUUGGACCGAUGCUCUCAGAUCACAGUAACAUGCAACAGGCUCACGGGAUGCAAGGCGGCCCUAUGUACAUCCCUCAGGGUCAUUAUGAAACGGACAAUCAUAGGAUGAACGAUUCACACACUCAACAAUCAUCUCAGCAUCACCAUAAUGAAGAUCAACGAAUGAAUUAGGACAGGGCAGUUCCUGUCGUUGACGUUGUAAGCAUCGUGCAUGUCAUUGGACAGACAUCUACAG
Kockovaella imperatae is the source of this 3587-nucleotide messenger RNA. RefSeq lists its product as hypothetical. Bases 371 to 3523 code for a protein of 1050 amino acids. The record is from RefSeq and is a predicted model, not a curated record. NCBI's taxonomy places the organism in Eukaryota, Fungi, Basidiomycota, Tremellomycetes, Tremellales, Cuniculitremaceae. The transcript has 3 exons.